AUGCAGCAGGAGCACAAUUUGCAGACCGCACGCGUCGGCGCAUUCCAUGAUGAGUUCAAUGAGAAGAAAGCGAAAAAGCACCUCGGGCUGAUCUCCCGGAUCCCCCGGGAUGCUGCGGAUUGUCCCAACUUGCUUGACAUGCUGUUUCUGCAAAUUAUCCGCCUAUUGACAAGAGCUUUUGCUGACGAUAGUGCCCGUCUCGCCGGCAUCAAUGUCGGCGCUCCGGCGCAUCAUGUUCCUAGUGCUGAUUUCGGCCUCAUCGGUUUGGCCGUUAUGGGCCAGAACCUGAUCCUCAACGCCGCUGAUCACGGCUUCACUGUCUGUGCUUACAACCGUACCACUUCCAAGGUGGACCGCUUCCUCGAGAACGAGGCCAAGGGCAAGUCCAUCGUCGGUGCUUGGUCCGUUGAGGAGUUCGUUUCUAAGCUCAAGCGUCCUCGUCGUAUCAUGCUGCUCGUGAUGGCCGGCAAGCCCGUCGACCAGUUCAUCGAGUCCCUUCUUCCCCAUCUUGAGAAGGGUGAUAUCAUCAUCGACGGUGGUAACUCCCAUUUCCCCGACAGCAACCGCCGCACUGUCUACCUUGCCGAGAAGGGCAUUAACUUCGUCGGCAGUGGUGUCUCUGGUGGUGAGGAGGGGGCCCGCUACGGUCCCUCUCUCAUGCCUGGUGGUAACGAGGCCGCCUGGCCCCACAUCAAGGACAUCUUCCAGAGCAUUGCCGCUAAGAGCGACGGUGAGCCCUGCUGUGACUGGGUCGGUGACGAGGGUGCUGGCCACUACGUCAAGAUGGUUCACAACGGUAUUGAGUACGGUGACAUGCAGCUGAUCUGCGAGGCCUACGACAUCCUCAAGCGCGGUCUGGGUCUUUCCGGCAAGGAGAUCGGUGACAUUUUCGCCAAGUGGAACAAGGGUGUUCUGGACUCUUUCCUCAUCGAGAUCACCCGCGACGUUCUGUACUACAACGAUAACGAUGGCACUCCUCUCGUCGAGAAGAUCCUCGACAAGGCCGGCCAGAAGGGUACCGGCAAGUGGACUGCCAUCAAUGCUCUUGACCUUGGCAUGCCCGUCACUCUGAUUGGCGAGUCUGUCUUCUCUCGUUGCCUUAGCGCUCUCAAGGACGAGCGCACCCGCGCUUCUACCAUCCUGGAUGGCCCCAGUCCCAAGUUCGAGGGCGACAAGGAUGCCUUCGUCGCCGACCUCGAGCAGGCGCUGUAUGCCUCCAAGAUCAUCUCCUACGCUCAGGGCUUCAUGCUCAUCCAGAACGCUGCUAAGGAGUACAACUGGAAGCUCAACAAGCCCUCCAUUGCCCUCAUGUGGCGUGGUGGCUGCAUUAUCCGCUCCGUCUUCCUGAAGGACAUCACCAACGCCUACCGCAACAACCCUGACCUCGAGAACCUUCUGUUCGACGACUUCUUCACCAAGGCCAUUCACAAAGCCCAGAGCGGCUGGCGCAACGUUGUCAGCAAGGCUGCUCUGUGGGACCUGCCCGCCAACCUGCUGCAGGCCCAGCGUGACUACUUCGGUGCCCACACCUUCCGCAUCAAGCCCGAGCACGCCAGCGAGACCUACCCCGAGGGUAAGGACAUCCACGUCAACUGGACUGGUCGUGGGGGUGAUGUGUCCGCUUCGACCUAUGUUGCGUAA
Penicillium chermesinum is the source of this 1641-nucleotide messenger RNA. RefSeq names its product NADP(+)-dependent, decarboxylating phosphogluconate dehydrogenase. Gene Ontology annotation, molecular function: phosphogluconate dehydrogenase (decarboxylating) activity; NADP binding. The record is from RefSeq and is a predicted model, not a curated record. Gene Ontology annotation, biological process: pentose-phosphate shunt, oxidative branch; pentose-phosphate shunt. Bases 1 to 1641 code for a protein of 546 amino acids. Gene Ontology annotation, cellular component: cytosol. Lineage: Eukaryota; Fungi; Ascomycota; Eurotiomycetes; Eurotiales; Aspergillaceae. The transcript is spliced from 5 exons.